Molecule: messenger RNA, 2598 nt
Organism: Cololabis saira (Pacific saury)
Lineage: Eukaryota; Metazoa; Chordata; Actinopteri; Beloniformes; Belonidae
Product: circularly permutated Ras protein 1
Exons: 19
Coding region: 220-2142 (640 amino acids)
Biological process (GO): intracellular protein transport; COPII-coated vesicle cargo loading; endoplasmic reticulum to Golgi vesicle-mediated transport
Cellular component (GO): endoplasmic reticulum exit site; COPII vesicle coat
Molecular function (GO): zinc ion binding; SNARE binding
Source: RefSeq, a predicted model, not a curated record
CAAAACAUGUGGAUUAAUGUUGGGUCCUCCAAUUUACAUCUGUCACAUAUGGGGUUAAUUUGUGGAUAUAUUUUAGACAAUUUUGCUUUUGAAAGGUCACCCUGUGUCCAUCCAUCCAUCCAUUAUCUAUACCCGCUUUAUCCUUUGCAGGGUCCCGGGGGUCUGCUGGAGCCUAUCCCAGCUCAUCACAGGUCCUGUGUAUCACUUUAAAUUGGGCUAAUGGAGUUCGCCUACAGUCAUGUCGUCUGUAACUGGAAGCCAGCAGCUAAAACCUGCGAAAAGGAUGGCAUUUUCCUUCCUGCCACACGUUAUCCUCCCGCAGAGCCCGACUACGACAACACAGUGGGUGUGAAACAGCAUGGAGAUCUCCCACCGCUGCCCCCUCGUCGUCUGAGGAAGGGUCCAACUUCCCUUCCUCUCCCAUCCCCUCCCACUUCUCAACCUCCACAUGCUCCUCAUUCUCUACCUCCUCCGGUUCCACCACGAUUUGACAAGCUGGAGAUAGAGAGCAAACUCAAAGCCAAUGUGAACAUCGUCUCCAUCAGCGUUGGGAAACUGGUUGACAUCAGCCAAGAUGAAGGUAUGGAGACGUUACAGAGGCCGGUGGUUUGUGGGAAAUGUAGUGCGGCUCUGUCGUGUCUGAGCACCGUACAGACGAAUGUCUGGGUGUGUGAGUUCUGUGGACGUGAAAACGGUGCCGACAGCAGCCUGGCGAAGGUGUGCAUCGGUCGGCGCACAGGUGUGCGCAGCGAUGACCUUUACCUGCAGAGUCGAAGCGACGACGACUAUCAGAACCUGGAGGACACGCUGGUCAUUUUCUGUGUGGACAUUUCUGGCAGCAUGUGUGUCACAACCGAGGUUCCUUCAGAAAGCGGCUCUCCAGUACACAUAUCCAGACUAGAGGGUAUGCAGGACGCCCUCCAGCAAGCGCUAGCGUCUAUCCUGCAGCAGUCGCCCCGAAGGAGAGUGGCGCUAGUGACCUUCAACGACGAGGUGGUAAUAUAUGGCGAUGGCACUCGUGCUCCUCUUACUCUCAGGGACUGGGCGCUGGUGGACUACGACCACAUUUGGAAACAAGCGGUGGCUUACAGCAUACCGCACUGUAUCGCAGAGACGUACAACCAUCUAAUACAGAGAGUAAAAGACCUCAUGGAACAUGGAGCUACAUCCCUCGGACCGGCCGUUUUAGCCUCUGUUGCUAUGGCGUCGAGGUAUCCUGGUUCAAAGGUGGUUUUGUGCACAGACGGUCAGGCCAACAUCGGACUGGGGGAUAUAGAAACCGUCUCUCAGUCUUCUUCACCUCUUACUCCUAAUUUCUAUCAGAAGCUGGCUCUGCAGGCGGUAGAGAAAGGAGUCAUAACGUCAGUAAUGACUUUUAAAGGGACCGACUGCUGCUUGGCUGACAUUGGGAGACUCGCGGAUGUGACUGGUGGAAGGGUGAACAUCGUCAGCAUCGGUAAUGUGGCAACACAGGUUCAAUCACUGUCCGAAGACAACGUCUUGGCAACGGGAGUCACGGCAACCCUGCUAGCUUCAGACGGAGUAUAUUUUCCUUAUGAGGAGGAAAACAGGCACAAGCUGACGAGGCAGAUAGGAAAUGUAACAAAGGGGCUGGAGAUCACGGUCCAGUUUGCUGUGAAACCAGAGUUUAUGGACGUUUUCCUUCAGAAGGACACACUUCCUUUCCAGCUGCAGCUGAGCUUCAAGACCAGAGACCAACAAGCAGUGACUCGGAUCAUCACCGAGCUGCGACCCGUAACGACCGGCAGCCGGCUUGUAGUGGGCGGGCUGAACAUGGCGGUGCUCGGUGUCCACUGUGCUCAGCUCUGCGCCAGCUUAACUAUGGAGGGCCGAGUGCAAGAGGCACAAGAGCAACUCAAAGUGCAGCAGGAGCUGCUGGAACACAUCAGUAAGUUGAGGCCGAUGCAAAAGGAGGAGAAUAUCUACGGUAACUGGAUGGAAACCAUGACGGUCAUCUGUGACGACAUCACAACGGAAUCGAAGAUGCUGUCUGACGAAGCAGCGGAGGUGGUGUACCAGAUGAGGAGAGCCAGCAGCAACAGCGACUCCAAACACAGUAACAAGCCUGAGGUCCAGAAGAAGACGGCCAGGAAGAAAAGAGUCGCCAUGGAAGCAGUUUAACAGGAAAGUCUUCAGCUUUCAUGAAUAACGGAGGAAUGUAGUUCAGGUAUUUGAGCAUCUCAGGGAAAACAGGAUUAUCUGCCACAGGUUUAACUGUGAUUAGAAGGUAAAUACACAUUUGUAAAUAUUCAAGGAUUUUAUGUCAAUGUUCUAUUGUUUCAUGUUAACUCUACAUACACUUGUUUCAUAAACUAUUUAAGCCUCUCGAGUUCGGAAUGUUACAGUGUUGGUGAUGAUGUGAUUUUCAGUGUAGAAAUUUGGGAUCAGGACUGUAAUUAUUGACAAAAAUGUUCCUUCAUUCUGGGAACGAGUGGAACAUGAACCUUUAAAUGAAUAUACAAGUCAGUUUCUACGAUUAAAUCAAAGCAGAGCAAUUAGGCCUUUUUCGUUGUGCAAGAAGCAUCAUUCAUAAUUGUAUUUUUUGCUGAAUAAAAUCACUUUUUUCUUAUUCUUAAA